AUGUUGUCAUUAAUUUUAACUAUUUUCGGAUUUUUAGUUGGUUGUGAAAGUUUAAUUCCAAGUGGUAAUUGUUCAUUACCAGCAAAAGGACCAAGAAAAUUUCCACCAAAUUUUAGUUUUGGUGUUGCAACUGCAGCUUAUCAGAUUGAAGGCAGUUGGAAUGCAGAUGGUAAAGGACCAUCAAUUUGGGAUGAUCUUGUUCAUAAUAAUCCAGAAAAAGUUGAAGAUGGAACAAAUGGUGAUACAGCAGCUGAUUCGUAUCGACUUUUUGAUUUAGAUUUGCAAGCCCUUAAGUACCUUAAGGUUAACCACUAUCGUUUUUCAAUAUCUUGGCCAAGAAUCUUUCCAACUGGUGACAUUUCAUCAAGAAAUCAAAAAGGAAUCGAUUACUACAACAUGGUUAUCAAUAAGCUUCUUGCAAAUGGAAUUAAACCAAUCGUUACAAUAUUUCACUAUGAUCUUCCUUCAGAGAUACAAAAGUUAGGUGGCUUUACCAAUGCACUUUUUAUAGAUUAUUAUUUGACAUAUGCUGAAGAACUAUUCAAAAAUUUUGGUGAUCGGGUCAAAACAUGGAUAACAUUCAACGAACCAAUGAAGUUUUGUAAACCUGGCUAUGGGGAAGGAACUUUUGCACCUUUAGUGACUUCAUCAGGAAUUGGAGAUUAUCUAUGCUUGACCAACAUUCUUAAGUCACAUGCUGCUGCUUAUCAUCUUUAUCGGGGUCGAUACUUUCCAAGGCAACGUGGAAAAAUGGGAAUGACUCUUGAUUCAUUAUACUUUUACUCUCAUUUAAAUGACACUGAACUUAUUGAUCGAAGCUUACAAUAUUAUCUUGGAAUAAUGGCUCAUGCAAUUCAUAGUAAAUCUGGUGGAUUUCCAAAAGUAUUGAUAGAUGAUAUUGGAAGAAAUAGCAUGCGAGAAGGAAGAUCAAAAUCACGACUUCCAAGUCUUGAAGGAGAAUGGAAGAAAUAUAUUCGAGGUUCGGCUGAUUUCUUGGGAAUAAAUCAAUACACCUCGAGAAUUGCAAGACGUCCACUUCAACCAAUUGGGAAAAAUCCAUCAAUGGACAGGGAUUAUGAUACUGAAGAAAUUAUUGAUGAAAAAUGGCUUCAAGCCAAAUCAGAUUGGUUGCAUUGUAUUCCGGAAGGAAUGGAAGAUCUUUUAAAAUACGUUCGAGAUGAGUAUGAUAAUGUUGAAGUGUUUGUCACUGAAACUGGAUGGUCUGAUAAUGGAGAACUUAACGACGAUAAUCGAAUUCUUUAUUUGAAGAGCUAUAUUCAAGGUGUAUUAAAUGCAAUAAAUGAUGGUUGUAAUGUCGUUGGUUACACUUAUUGGAGUUUAAUUGAUACUUUUGAAUGGAUUUUCGGAUAUACGUAA
This is a messenger RNA of Episyrphus balteatus (marmalade hoverfly), 1377 nucleotides long. RefSeq names its product myrosinase 1-like. The transcript is spliced from 7 exons. The record is from RefSeq and is a predicted model, not a curated record. The coding region runs from base 1 to 1377 and encodes 458 amino acids. NCBI's taxonomy places the organism in Eukaryota, Metazoa, Arthropoda, Insecta, Diptera, Syrphidae. Gene Ontology annotation, biological process: carbohydrate metabolic process. Gene Ontology annotation, molecular function: beta-glucosidase activity.